CGCGCCGAGCCGAACCGGGCUCUGCCGCCGCCCGGCCGGCUGUUGGUAAGCGGCGGCGGGAGGCAGCGCGCUCGUCCGUCCCCAUGUGGCGGACGCUGGCCCUCGCCUCCGCCUUCUUCCCGGGGCUCUUCAUCCUCUGCAUCCGGGUGCUGCGCUGGGCCGCCCCGGGAUGGAGCCUCAAGGAGCGCAUCCUCCUCAGCGGCAGGCUGGUGUCAACAGUCCAAGCCACGAUGGCAACGGUGUCAGGGAUCACGGUUGUGCUCAGCUGCAAGAACGUGGUGCAUGACAGGCACUGGCUGGCUGUGGAAUACAUCUGGGUCCUGGUCCCCUACAUGACCUACGACAUCUAUGUCAUGUACCUCUGCCACUGGCACAAGAGCCAGGAGAAGGGGAUCCUCGAGAAGAAGCACUCGCUGGCCAGCGUGUGGAGCUUCCUCCUGCAGGAGAGGCUGAUGGUGACCCACCACCUCUUCAUCCUCAUCGUGCUCACCCCCAUCACCCAGCACUUCAGGGGAGAGCUGGGGGACUUCUUUGUGGGCUGCAUCUUCACAGCAGAGCUGAGCACGCCUUUUGUUUCACUGGGCAAAAUCCUCAUGCAGCUCAAAAUGCAGGACACGCUGCUGCACAAGGUGAACGGGAUCGUCAUCCUGGUGACCUUCUUCCUGUGCCGCAUCCUCCUCUUCCCCUUCAUGUACGCGGCCUACGCCCGCCAGGUGGGGAUCCCGCUUUACCUGGUGCCGUUCCGCAUCCCCCUGCACUGCAACAUCGCCAACGCGUCCCUCAUCGCCCCCCAGCUCUACUGGUUCCGCCUGCUCUGCCGCAAGGCCGCCCGGCUCUACGGCGGCUCUCCCGCCCACCGGAGCAGAUAA
Lonchura striata (white-rumped munia) is the source of this 869-nucleotide messenger RNA. It is a transcript of the gene TLCD3A, whose product is annotated as TLC domain containing 3A. The record is from RefSeq and is a predicted model, not a curated record. Gene Ontology annotation, cellular component: membrane; endoplasmic reticulum. Gene Ontology annotation, biological process: lipid homeostasis. NCBI's taxonomy places the organism in Eukaryota, Metazoa, Chordata, Aves, Passeriformes, Estrildidae.